AUGUUGGCUACUACCCUCAUUAUGGUCGCCAGUGCGCUCUCCGCCAAUGCGUUAGGUAUCAACUGCCGUGGCUCCGCGAAAUGCAGUGCACUCUGGGGACCUAGCGACGCUGCGAAGCAGUUGACCAACGUGAUUCAGGGAAUUGACACCAACCGAUGGUACCUGAAUGGUGAACACAUUGCCUGCGUGGGAAAUGAUGCUGGCAAUGGUGGUGGCUACUGCGCUUUCCUCCAAAAGACGGGAGGAACCAACGGUGGUGUGAUCAAGAAUCUGGCGCACUAUAUUAACGAUCAUGGGUGCAAACAGUGUGGUAGCGUGCCCUACUACUAUCCCCAAGGAAACAACAAUGUGGAUGACGGCGAGCUUACCUACAACUAUGUCGAUAAUCCUUGUGUGCCUGCAGGAGCCAAGCUUUGCUAA
Molecule: messenger RNA, 420 nt
Organism: Aspergillus clavatus NRRL 1
Lineage: Eukaryota; Fungi; Ascomycota; Eurotiomycetes; Eurotiales; Aspergillaceae
Exons: 4
Coding region: 1-420 (139 amino acids)
Cellular component (GO): extracellular region
Source: RefSeq, a predicted model, not a curated record